CCGGACCUCCUUAAGUACAUCUAUCCUGCACAUCACCACCCUGAGAACUGUUCCUCUGCAUUUCUAUUUCCAUUUCUAUUUCCAUAGCUCCCCAUUCUCACCUUCUUCUUCUUCUUCUUCUUCUUCUUCUUCUUCUUCUUCUUCUUCAUUGAAUUAAGAUUCUGACAUUCCUGAAGAUGUGUUUCCCCAAGACUAAAUUGCAGGGAGAUAUGACCCCAAAUGUCUCCCAUAUCAAUGGCCGUCCAGUUCUGCACCCCAACUGCAACAGAGUUCCUCUACUGGAGCGUCGCAAUUCCCUUAAAAAGCUCUCCCCACAGCCACCCUCUUCCGCCGCAUUACAGCCCUUAUCGCCGCCGUCUGCUACUAAGCUUAGGCCGAAGCCUUCAGCCGCCACGCCUCCGGUCUCGCCUAAGAUCAAAUCUCCCCGACAGCCGGCCGUCAAGAGAAUGGGCAAUGAUCCCAACGGCCUGAAUUCCAGCCUCGACAAGGCUUUAACUCCCAAGGGCACUGCUAAAUCAGCAGACUUGUUGUUGGUUAAGAAGUUCAAGAAAGGCGGCGCCGCCGCUUCUGCCCCGUCGUCGCCGGAAACGGAGAGUUCAUGCUCCGCAUACUCCUCUUCCUUGAUAACCGAAGCGCCCGGAAGUAUAGCGGCGGCGAGAAGGGAACAAGUCGCGAUUAUGCAAGUCCAACGGAAAAUGCGAAUUGCCCACUACGGAAGAACCAAAUCCGGCAAAUUGGAAGAUGGAAAGAUCGGCGCCGCUGACUCUCAGCCGCCGCCGGCUACCAGUCCUCAUCAAGAAAAAAGAUGCAGCUUUAUCACUGCCAAUUCUGACCCAAUUUAUGUUGCAUACCACGAUGAAGAAUGGGGAGUCCCUGUUCACGACGACAACAUGCUGUUUGAAUUACUGGUGUUGACUGGUGCUCAAGUUGGAUCAGAUUGGACAACAGUCUUAAAGAAAAGGCAAGAUUUCAGGGAGGCCUUCUCAGGAUUUGAUGCAGAAAUUGUGUCAAAGUACACAGAGAAGAAGAUAAACUCAACCAGCACUGAAUAUGGCAUGGAAUUGAGCUUGGUUAGAGGAGCUGUUGACAAUUCUAUCAAAAUUAUGGAGAUGAAGAAGCAAUUCGGGUCUUUUGACAAGUACCUGUGGAGAUUUGUGAACAACAAACCAAUUGCCACCCAGUACAAGGCCUGCAACAAGAUUCCGGUGAAGACCUCAAAGUCCGAAAGCAUAAGUAAAGACAUGGUGAAGAUAGGAUUCCGGUACGUGGGCCCCACCGUCAUCCACUCGUUCAUGCAGGCCGCCGGCCUUACCAACGACCACCUCACUACUUGCCCUCGACACCUCAAUUGCAAUUCCACCGCACCAACUCACUCAUCAGUUGUCUAGUAACCCCUCGUAUUAUAAACUAAGUUAUUAUUAUAAUUAUUAUGAUUAUUAUAACUUAGAAGAAAAAGAAAAUGUAUUCCACAUAGGUGAUUGUUUAACAUAGAGAUAUAUAAAUAGUGGGCUUUGAUUUGAUUUUGUUCUUUUUGGGAGUGAGUUUGGAGCAGUAAUAUAAUUAAUAUGAUGAUUUGGGAGUAGUAGUAACAUAUAUAUUGUUAAUUGUAGUGAAAGUGAUGAUUAACUUGGGCAGGGAAGGAAAUGAAUAAAGGGAAGGAUAGUGUAUGUAUGUAAGAGUAGUGGAGGUAUUUGGGGGGGGGGGGGGGGGGGGGGGACAGGAAGCAUGUGCAGGGUAAAGGGCAUGUGUUUGGUGGGUGCAUAUGCCAUUCAUUCAUCAAUGUGACCACCACCACCACAUCUCCAUUAUUUGUUUGGUGUGAAGAGAAGAGAGAAUGCAAUCAUAUUCUCUCAAUUGGUUUCUGGGUAACAGAUUAUGGAUAAACGGCUCAAUUAAUUUUUGGAUAGCAAAUUCUAAACAAAUAGUUCAAUUGGUUUUUGAAUAACAGAUUGUGCACAAACGACUUAGUUAAUUUCUGAGUAACAGAUUGUGGACAAGGAAAGAAGAGAAUGCAAUCAACAUCAGGAGCCAGGACUAUGGAUUUAUGUACACUCCUUUCUUCACCUUUAUAUUUGUUUUCUUCUAACAUGUUACCACCUAAUUAAUUGCAUUAGGGUUAGGCAAACACAAAGUGUUUGGUGAAUGUGCUUGUACCAUAUAUAUUUUAGUGUGAAUUUGGAGUGUUUUUAAUUUGGAUUUUGUAUAUCAAGGAUUGUAGUAUUAUAUAUGUAUAUUGAAAUUGAAUUUCUAUACA
Molecule: messenger RNA, 2254 nt
Organism: Ipomoea nil (Japanese morning glory)
Lineage: Eukaryota; Viridiplantae; Streptophyta; Magnoliopsida; Solanales; Convolvulaceae
Exons: 5
Coding region: 177-1388 (403 amino acids)
Biological process (GO): base-excision repair
Molecular function (GO): DNA-3-methyladenine glycosylase activity
Source: RefSeq, a predicted model, not a curated record